This is a messenger RNA of Carica papaya (papaya), 844 nucleotides long. NCBI's taxonomy places the organism in Eukaryota, Viridiplantae, Streptophyta, Magnoliopsida, Brassicales, Caricaceae. The record is from RefSeq and is a predicted model, not a curated record.
ACUGCAGGUUAAUGUCAUGCUAAAAGAACAUCCAGAGGAGUUUGGACCCAGAGUUGGUAUCAGAGAGUAUUCUUUUCUGGACAAUCCUUCAUUGCCCAAACAAGUUAAGGAAUCAUGGCUUGAUGUUCAUCUUUGUCAAGGAGGAAGCGACGGUUGUCGUGCAUCAAAUGAUACAAGCCCAUUGGGGGUUCUCAAAUUUCCAAAACAUAGCAAUCAAGAAACGUUUGAGACAAUAUUCUCCUCCUUCAAGGAUUUCAAAGUGAUUCAGUUUUCUUCAAUGCAAGAUGCUUUCCUUGGUUUUACUGACAAGACAAGGGAAGAGAAAUUCAGGAAACGCGUAAAGCGUUAUGUUGGUAUCUGGUGUUGCGUGGAGAAUCACACUCCAGGUCAUAUAUAUUAUGACAUGUACUGGGAUGAGAAGCCUGGAUGGAAACCGGUACCACCUCAAACCGCAGCAGAUGAUCAUCCACAUUGGUAAGGCCCUUCCUCAAAGCAGAUUUGUCUUUGUCAACUUGCUAUUAGUUCAAACAGGACUCUGUGGAACAUAAGACGGUGGAAACUUGUGAGAGAGAAUGAUUUGGUUCCUGACAGAUUGCCAGCACCAAGUAGGUUGAAUUGAUAGCUGCUCUCAAAUGCAAAGCAAAGGGCCUUGUGCAGCAUAGUAUUUAAUAGACUAUUAGUAAGAAGCUAGUCUUCCAAAUAGAGAAAGCCUUCCAUUUCCUGAUCAUCUUGGGAAAAAAAGAAAUUGAAAGAUUUUUCUUCUGGAUUGUUUUAACUCUAGAAAAGAAAUUUUGACAUCACUUAUUUAACUCUUCAACAAUGGAAAUAAAAGGAAAUGGAACAA